Molecule: messenger RNA, 1758 nt
Organism: Aricia agestis (brown argus)
Lineage: Eukaryota; Metazoa; Arthropoda; Insecta; Lepidoptera; Lycaenidae
Product: organic cation transporter protein-like
Exons: 8
Coding region: 161-1750 (529 amino acids)
Biological process (GO): transmembrane transport
Cellular component (GO): membrane
Molecular function (GO): transmembrane transporter activity
Source: RefSeq, a predicted model, not a curated record
UCCACGGCCAAUGACUAAAGCUCUACCAUAGAGAACGCACGCCAGCUGACAGCCGCGCCGGCCGGGCGAAUUUCAAAUUCAGAAUAUUGUGUUUUUUUUAAUACGGCCAGUGUUUUUUUUUUUUUUUUGAGGUUAUACCAAGUGUCUGUGACUUUUAACUAUGGAGGAGAAGAAGAAGGACAUAAACUUGGACUCAGUGCUGGAGAGCCUGGGUCCGUACAGCCGAUACAACCUGCUCAACUUCAUGCUGCUGCUGUUCCCGGUGCUGCUGAGCAGCUUCUUCGAGUGCGGCUUCAUAUUUGAGGCGCAGGCGCAGAAUUACAGGUGCAAGGUCCCCGCUUGCGAAGACUACAACGACACCUCCUGGCUCCAGUACGCCAUCCCCAUAAACCCGAAGACAGAAAAGUUGGAGACGACGCUUCGGUACGUGGCGAUUAGCGGAACAGUCUGCGGUCCUGCCGCGUUCAGCAACGUGACAGAGAGAUGCGACAGCUUCGUGUAUGAAGAGGGACGGUCGCUGGUUAAGGAGUUCGACCUUGGAGGACAGGAGUGGAAGCGAGUGCUGGUGGGCACUGUACACAACUCGGGGAUGUUCGCCUCCAUGCUGGUGACUGGAGCCGUAUCAGAUCGUUUUGGACGACGGGUUGCAGUUGGUAUAGCAGCGAUGUCAAGUUUCAUCUUCGGCGUCAUAAGAGCAUUCUCGCCAAACUUUCUGACAUACAUGUCGAUGCAUUUCUUUGAAGCAGCUCUUGGUGGGGGAUUGUAUCCAUCCGCGUAUGUUUUUGCUGUGGAACUUGUUGGAUUAAAGCAACGAGUGAUCGUCUCAGCAGCUUGCAACAUGACUUUUGUAAUUGGCGUUGUCAUCCUAGCCCUGCUUGCCUGGCUCAUCGAUAACUGGAGAACCUACAUCCUUGUGAUGUACACACCUGCCCUGAUCGUGGCAUUAUACGUCUGGUUCAUGAACGAGAGCGCGAGAUGGCUGAUCAGUAAAGGAAGGAUGUCAGAAGCCAUCAAAACCUUACAAGCAGCUGCAAAAAUCAAUAAUAUGGAUCCCAGACAGUUGGAGUUAUAUUCCUUGAGCAAUCCACUGUUAACCUCGGAUAACCAGACUGUGGAUAAAAGCUCGCAGUUCUCCAAAGCCCUUCGCUCCAGUAUCAUCUGGAAGAGAUUGUUUGUAUGCUCAUUCUUGUGGUUAACGUGUUCUUUGGUCUAUUACGGGUUGUCCAUUAACUCAGUGUCCUUGAGUUCUAACAAGUACAUUAGUUUUAUGAUUGUAGUGCUUGUAGAGAUACCCGCAUAUAUUGUAGUUGUGAUUGUUUUAGACAAAUAUGGAAGAAAACGAGUGAUACUAGUGAAUUAUGUAAUUUGUGCCGCGACGAGCAUACUCUUCGCAUUCCUGCCAAGAUCUGACUACUGGUCCAUCCCCCUCUACCUGGUGGGUAAGUGGUGUGUGACGUUGACGUACUCGUCGGUCUACAUCUACGUGUCGGAAGUCUUCCCCACCAGCAUGAGACAGACGCUCAUCAGCUUCUGUUCUACCGCUGGAAGGAUAGGGUCAUUGAUAGCACCUUUGACUCCAUUGCUGACGGAAUAUCACAAAUCAAUGCCAACUGUGCUAUUUGGUGGCAUGUGCCUCAUAUCAAGCCUCCUAGUUAUAUUGUUGCCAGAAACGAGAAACAUUACAUUGCCAGACACGAUAGAAGAAGCAGAAGAACUCUCCAGAAAGAAGUCCAAAGCUAUAGACAGAUAAUACCAAUA